This is a messenger RNA of Culicoides brevitarsis, 744 nucleotides long. RefSeq names its product protein obstructor-E-like. Gene Ontology annotation, cellular component: extracellular region. The transcript is spliced from 3 exons. Gene Ontology annotation, molecular function: chitin binding. Bases 29 to 682 code for a protein of 217 amino acids. NCBI's taxonomy places the organism in Eukaryota, Metazoa, Arthropoda, Insecta, Diptera, Ceratopogonidae. The record is from RefSeq and is a predicted model, not a curated record.
AUUUUAGUCUCUUCAAAAUCAGUUGACUAUGGCACUAAUAAAUAAAUUAAAAUACAUCAUUUUGGCGUGUUUUGUCUAUGAGAUCUACACGCAGUCAUGCCCAGAGAAAAAUGGUCGAUUUGCUGAUCCGAGCCAAUGUGAUAAAUACAUCGAAUGUAAUGAUGGCGUUCCCGAGGAAAAAACCUGCCCCGAUGGCUUAUUCUUCAACGACAAAGCCCAAUGGUUCAACUACCCAUGUGGCUAUCCCGUAGACGUUGAUUGUGGUUCUCGUGCCAGAUUCCAACCUCCUCAAGCAACGGAAGAAUGCCCUCAUCAAUUUGGCUACUACAAAAUUGGCGAUCGUGCAAAUUGCGGUCAAUGGAUGAAUUGCGUCAACGGAAAAUCUUUCGUCUUUGAAUGUCCCGAAGGUCUUGCAUGGAGCAGUGAAACUUAUCGUUGCGAUUGGCCCGAUGAGGUUGAAGAUUGCGAUGCUGAAGCUUAUCUCGGAUUCAAAUGCCCUCCUUUGGUUAAUCCGGAAUUCCAACCGCAAGAAAACCGUUAUUAUCCUCAUCCAACAGAUUGUCACAAAUAUUUCUUGUGUGUCGGAACGAGUCCUCGUUUGUUCAAUUGCGGCAUCGAAGGAGCUUAUGACGAAAGCAUUUAUGCCUGUAAUGGAGUUGAAAAUGUCACCACGUGCCAUUAAAUGAGAAAUUUAUGAUUAUUUUUUGAAUUUUUUAAAGAAAUAUAUUUUUUUAAGAUAUUGCA